AUGCCACUUGAGAAACAACCUGUUCGAUACACAUUUCAUUUGGCAAAUCCUGGUAAUUCUUCUAUCAUUGUUAAACAAUAUCCAAAAAAACUUACCUAUGAUAUUGCAAAUGAUGAAGUGCAUCUAUAUCAUCUUGUAUAUGAUCCCUUUGAAUUAGUUGAUUUGAUCAAUCUCGAUUAUAAAAUUACAGCUGCACAUCCAUCAUGGGUCAAUGCAUGUAUUGGAAAAUAUUGGAUGCGAACAUCGAAAGGGCGUUGGACCAAUGAAUACUUAAGAAUUUAA
Molecule: messenger RNA, 282 nt
Organism: Rotaria sp. Silwood2
Lineage: Eukaryota; Metazoa; Rotifera; Eurotatoria; Philodinida; Philodinidae
Source: the annotation of a GenBank genome assembly